AUGAUUUGGAAUCGUGCUAGCUUGUUUUGUAUUCCUGUAAUCUUUUAUUUGCGACGGCUUCCCCACGGCUCAGUUCCUGCUCCUUCAUAUUAUCCCCGCCUCUUCAGUGCCCUCGAUUAUAUCGUUAAAGAAUCCUUUGAUGAAGAAUUUCGUAAAGUCGCCAUUAUUUUAGGUCUUGUGGAAUCGCUGGCAGAGCUGUUGGUCCUUGAAUUGGCCGUAUUUGAUAUACCCGCUAGAAACGAGCACAGAUCGUUGCGAAAGCUUAUCGCUAACGCUCUGACAAAUCUGACCUACGGUCAUGCAGCUAGUAAACGCCGUCUUUGUUUCUACUCUGGUUUCAUUCCUACCGUUGUUAGGAUUCUCAACGAAGCGCGGAAUCUUGCACAGCUAUCGUAUGCUAUUCAAGGUUAUUGCGGGAAAGGUGUUCGUUUCGAUGUCUACGCUAAAGAGAAUGCUGUCUGCUUUGUUUACGUCUGA
Strongylus vulgaris is the source of this 477-nucleotide messenger RNA. The record is from the annotation of a GenBank genome assembly. NCBI's taxonomy places the organism in Eukaryota, Metazoa, Nematoda, Chromadorea, Rhabditida, Strongylidae.